Dermacentor silvarum is the source of this 1080-nucleotide messenger RNA. RefSeq lists its product as uncharacterized. Lineage: Eukaryota; Metazoa; Arthropoda; Arachnida; Ixodida; Ixodidae. The record is from RefSeq and is a predicted model, not a curated record. The coding region runs from base 1 to 1080 and encodes 359 amino acids. Gene Ontology annotation, molecular function: serine-type endopeptidase inhibitor activity. The transcript has 4 exons.
AUGCGAGUCGCGUCCCAACGGAGUCUCAGACCUUCGUCGACCGAGGUGUCCUCUCUGCGGGAUGCUCGCUCCUCGUCGAUCGCCUCGUCCUUGCAGGACACAACGUCCAUCAAGACGGCGUCGUCCCUCUCCGACGGCAGCGGCGUCGAGGUCGCCGCAGCGAUCGCGGACUCCGCCGUCGGCGACCGGCCGCGGCGCUCGUUCCUGCAGCUCUCGCUAGCUGCCACGGUGGGCAUUUUUGCGCUGUUGGCCACCGCGGCCCUCGCCUUCAGCGUGCUGUGGGCCGGCUCGGCCGCCUUCCAAGAGGGCAUCCCCAGCACUCUCGACGCCACCGAUGGCGACCAAGCCGUGGUCGAUAACCGCGGGCCGGAGGUUGGCGCCCCGCCCGCCCCGAAACCGCAGAUCAAGUAUGGCUUCGAGGACGAGCCCGUGCACUGGGGUGAGAGCGUGGGCGAAGGACUCGAUCUCGGCGCCAAUCCGGAGAAGGUGCCAAAUCCUCGGUGUGGCCAGUUCCAGUUCUCCUUCUGCAGCGAGCGUAAGGGCGGUGCGUACUUCGACCCGACGCUGGCCUCUUGCCUGCCGAUCUCGACCGAAAUCGUCUACGUAUGCAACCGGAGCCCGAAUCGGUUCUCUUCGCUGCACGAGUGCCGUCGCAGCUGUGUGGAGGCCGCACGGCCGCAUAGGCGGUGCAUGGCGACGCCGCAGUUCUCGUACUGCAACAGGGAGUUGACGAGCAGCUGGUGGUUCUCGAACGGCACCCAUUGUGAGGAGUGGCGCUUCCCACUAGGUAUGUGCCCCGCCCGGGGCAGCUCGGUUUUCGCGAGCGCGCGUCAGUGCCGUGAAAACUGCCUGCGACCGCGGGACAAGCUGCAAUGCUGCCACAAGCCCGAGCCGCGCGUCUGCGCUUUCGGGCAGCUCAAGUACCCGUAUUUCGCCGCGGUCGGGUUCGACGGGUGCUUCAGGUGCCUCGAGGCCACCGCCAGUACGCUCGCGGGCUACCAGUGCCUAAUCGGUGCGAACCGGUUCGACACGAUGGACGCAUGCAACAGCACCUGCGUCGACCACGACGGCAACGAGUGA